AUGGUGCGCAAACUCAAGCACCAUGAGCAGAAGCUGCUCAAGAAGGUCGACUUCAACACGUACAAAUCCGACAAUGACCACAGGGAAGCAGCCGUAAUGCGACGAUAUGCCAUCCAAGGCCGCGACGACUAUCGCAAGUACAACCAACUGUGUGGCUCCAUGCGCCAACUUGCCCAUAAGCUCGCCAACCUCGAUCCCGCGGACCCCUUUCGCCGCAAACACGAAGACCUGAUGCUAGAGAAGCUAUACGACAUGGGAAUACUAGGCACCGGUGGUGGCGGCAGAGGCAAGCUCAGCGACGUUGAAAACAAGCUCACCGUAUCGGCUUUUGCGCGGAGAAGACUGCCCGUCGUCAUGACGAGGCUACGCAUGGCCGACCACGUCCAGGCUGCUGUGCACACCAUCGAGCAGGGCCAUGUCCGAGUUGGGACCGACGUUGUUACGGAUCCUGCAUAUCUUGUCACUCGGAAUAUGGAAGAUUUUGUGACUUGGGUCGACUCGUCCAAGAUCAAGCGGAACAUCAUGAAGUACCGCGACAAGCUGGACGACUUCGAACUUGAGGCGCUAUAG
Molecule: messenger RNA, 570 nt
Organism: Cucurbitaria berberidis CBS 394.84
Lineage: Eukaryota; Fungi; Ascomycota; Dothideomycetes; Pleosporales; Cucurbitariaceae
Product: u3 small nucleolar ribonucleoprotein-like protein imp3
Exons: 3
Coding region: 1-570 (189 amino acids)
Biological process (GO): rRNA processing
Cellular component (GO): small-subunit processome; Mpp10 complex; small ribosomal subunit
Molecular function (GO): rRNA binding; snoRNA binding; structural constituent of ribosome
Source: RefSeq, a predicted model, not a curated record